AUGGCUCUAUUUAAUCGUAAAGUAUAUCUUUACGGCUUGUUGAUACUAUUUGGGACUGCUUUUGUAAGAUCUGACAGCGACGAUGAAGGAGUUACAGUUGAGACUGUCGAAGAAGAGGAACAAUACCGCAGUCCACAGAUAAACCCAAAAAAUGUAUAUUUAGCUGAGCACUUCGAUGAUGAGGCAGCAUUUAAGAGGAAAUGGGUCAAGUCAGAAGCCAAGAAACAGGGAGUUGAUGAAAAUAUUGCCAAAUAUGAUGGCAAGUGGGAGAUUCAAGCACCUUCAAGGCGAAUCCUCAAAGAUGAUCUUGGAUUGGUUCUGACAACUGAAGCCAAGCAUGCUGCCAUUUCUGCUCUCUUGGAUAAGCCUUUUGAGUUCAAGGAUAAACCAUUUGUAGUCCAAUAUGAAGUUACAAUGCAGGAAGGCCAAAACUGCGGUGGUGCAUAUAUAAAACUGCUCUCUCGCGGCACCAACACUAAGGCCGAUCUUCGCAAGUUCCACGACCAGACGGCUUACACCAUUAUGUUCGGUCCUGACAAGUGUGGCAACGACAACAAGCUACAUUUCAUCUUCAGGCACCAGAAUCCCAAAAACGGGACCAUUGAAGAGAAGCAUAGCAAAAAGCCAAGCCAACGCCUGGAUGAUAUCUACAAAGACAAGGAGCCUCAUUUGUACACGCUGAUUGUCCGGCCUGACAACACCUUUAGUAUCCUGGUUGACAGCAAGGAAGUAAACGCAGGGUCGUUGCUUGAAGAUUUCACGCCUCCCGUCAACCCGCCAGAGGAGAUCGACGACCCCAAUGACAAGAAACCAGAAGAGUGGGACGAGAGGGAGAAGAUUGUAGACCCAAGCGCCACCAAACCAGAUGACUGGGACGAGGAGGCACCGGCUCAGAUAGUUGAUCCCAAUGCUGUGAAACCUGAUGGAUGGCUGGAUGAUGAACCAGAGAUGAUCCCAGAUCCCGACGCCAAAAAGCCAACAGACUGGGAUGAUGACAUGGACGGCGAGUGGGAGGCUCCCCUGAUCGACAACCCGGCUUGUGCUGCUGCCCCGGGCUGUGGCCCGUGGAGCCCUCCUCUGAUUCCUAACCCCAAUUAUAAGGGUGUGUGGCGGGCCCCGCUGAUUCCCAACCCCAACUACCGCGGAAAAUGGAGUCCGCGCAGGAUCCCCAACCCCCACUACUUCAAGGAUGACAACCCCUUCAAGAUGACGCCUAUUCAUGCAGUGGGCUUCGAACUAUGGUCAAUGUCACCAAUGCUUUUGUUUGAUAACCUCAUCAUAACGGACGACCCAGCUGUUGCCGAGGAGUGGGCUCAGCUCACCUAUGCAGUGAAACGCGCCAAGAUCUCAAGUGAAUCGCAAACACUAUGGGGGCGAUUGUUGCGUGCAACGAAUUACAAGCCGGGACUGUGGGCGAUGUACGCCGUCUACUGUGCCAUACCAGUCUCCAUAUACAUCGCCUACCUCGUGAAACGUGCCAGAGAGGAGAGUUUAGUGGAGUCUGUGCUGCGGUGGGCGGGCGCACGGCCGUGGCUGGCGGGCGCGGGCGCGCUGGCCGCCUUCGCGCUGCUGGCUGCCGCCGCCUACUGGUGCUGCGGGCCCGCGCCGCACGAGCCGGAAAUGGAAUACAAGAAGACUGAUGCGAUGACCGAGGACGAUCCUCACCAGUCUGACACGGAGGAGCAGCCGGCUGAGGCUCGCCAGAAGCCCAGCAAAGCCAACCUCGAGGGACCGGAGCCCGAGGUGGACUCUCCACCGGACCGAUCUGAUGACCAGGAGCCUCUUGUCGACUCCACUGAAAAGCCUCAAAUAGACACGGAAGGUGCCGGCGACGGUCAGAGGAAACGGAAACCCCGGAAGGAGUAA
Messenger RNA from Parnassius mnemosyne (clouded apollo), 1866 nucleotides. Lineage: Eukaryota; Metazoa; Arthropoda; Insecta; Lepidoptera; Papilionidae. The record is from the annotation of a GenBank genome assembly.